Messenger RNA from Brassicogethes aeneus, 1088 nucleotides. The record is from the annotation of a GenBank genome assembly. NCBI's taxonomy places the organism in Eukaryota, Metazoa, Arthropoda, Insecta, Coleoptera, Nitidulidae.
UGAUGAAUUUUGCUGGAAUCGAGUUUGAGGAGAAUGACGGGGGUGGUAUAGAAAUCAUAAAUAUUAAAUGGCUAACGCCAAGAAAGAAAGAGAUCUUUUGGCCGCCCUUCAAGACCAACAAACAAUUUCAUAGGGCAUUAACAAGAGGAGACAGCCCAGAGGAGGGAGAGUGGAAAUUGUAUUCCAUAAAAAGAUUUUUUUUUGAGAAUGUAAAUUAUACCGAGGCAGAAAAAAAAAUUAAACAGGCAAAGAUUACUUCAGACCUUGACACAGAUACCCAAGAUACUCAAGCAGAAAUUGGAAAACGAAAAAGGUUUCCAAGGCGUCUUUCUUUUAGUGAUGAUGAUUCUGAAGAAUCCCCAAGAGUAGGAACUAAGAAUAAGGCUCCUCCUCAUAUUAACUAUGAAAACUUUCUUAGUGCCCAAAGUGAACCUAGCACUCAAGCACAUCCUAGAGAAUCAUUAGCUUUAAGGGAUACUCUUAUAAGUAAACUUUUUAGUCAAAGGGAAUCAUUAUUAGCUUCCCAGGAAGUUGCAGGUCCUUCAUCUUGUCCCACAGUACAUACAUCCGGAAGUCAGGGUGCAUUACCUGAUGUUCAGAACAAUCAUGUACUUAAGGUGUUGAUGUCAGUCAAGGAACAGACUAGCGAAAUUUUAAACUGGAUUAGAAAACAAAAUAGCGCUUCAAAUGUGAUUCCCAAUCAGUUACCGGAAGAUGUUCCCGUUUCAUUUCCUAUUACUACGUUGGAUGAUAUUGUCAUUUUCGAAAAUUAUCUGAAUUACAAUGAAAAUUUAUUGGCUAUUUGCAAAUACUUGUCCACAGUUGGCGGACGAGACCUUACUGGCCGGGUAAACAGUAUAUUAAAGAAAUUGAUGUGCAAUGAAGUGGCUGUAAACUAUAGUUUUUUUGGAAGUCGUUCCAAUAAACGUGCUUUUUACGAUUUAAAAUUAAAGGUGCUUGUAAUUCGUGCAAUACAAAUAACAUCUCCAGGUGUUACAGAAAAGGACAUAUGUACACAAAUUAAGGUGUGGUUAAAACAUGCUCCACAGCGAGUUCAAAACGAAAACAAAAGGCGUAGAAUUAAUUAA